UUUACAAUUAGGGAGUAAAAUGAUUUUACAUAAAAUUAUUGUUUUGAAUUUCAGAUAUCGCAGACUCUGCUUCCCACUAGAGGGCGCUCCACCUGACUUAGAAGUGGACCAUUUCAUCUCUAUAGCUCAGGAUUCGUACUUGUCAUCUAAAGACACUGCCCAGCCAGCAAUGUUAUUUACAGGUGAGAAAGGUGUGGGACGUGUCAAUGUUGGUGCUGUGAUGGGAUAUCUACUGCUGGCACAAAAAGAUGCAGACACCACAAAACGGAGACCCAGUUCUGCAGCGUCUAGGCACAAUAGAAUGACAGAAACUGAUCUACAAGAACAGGGCUAUUUUAGAGCCAUUACAAAGCUUGUGUCCCUGCUUGACAAUGGCAACACCAUUAAACAUCAGGUUGACAUGGCAAUUGAUAACUGUUGCACAACACACAACUUGAGAACAGAGAUCAUGAUUGCAAAGAAAAAACUGGUAGAAAUGCAAGCAGAUCAUGAUGCUGGUUUUGCCUUUCAGAGUGAGAAUGAUAUAUUGGCUCAAUACAGAAAGUGUGUGAACUAUCUUAGCAGAUAUUUCUUUUUAAUUUGCUUCAAUGCCUAUCUCUGUGAUCAGUAUGAUAAUCAAUUUAUGGUUGGUUUUACAAAAUGGAUGAAUCGUCAUCCAGAACUGAACCAUCUACGAUGUACGAUGUUUCUGCCUAUAAACAACAGCAGUUACUCCAGGCUCGAUUCUGGACAACACUGCUUGGUAUCGGAUAACUAUGUAGGCCUGGACCUAAUGGGUUCUCAGAUGGAUGUUAGAGUUGCAAAUUUCCGAAAAAUAAAUCUGAAAGAAAUCCCUGUAUAUGGUAUGGCACAGCCAGCUGCUGAUGGUUUGUCCAAAGUUGUGAACCACUUGUUAAACUUGAAAGUGAAGCAUACCCAUGUGGUUCUGAUCAACUUACGUAAUGAUAUAAUGGUGGAGAUAGAUGAUUCUACAUACACUGUCAGGGACACCUCUAAGAUGGAUGAGCCAGUCAUUUUCCCAGGAUUUAGUAAAGGCGAGUUGGAGGACAGAGAGGAGUCCUUGAAGAGACUGAUCAGAAAAUACAAAACAUUCCAGAUAUACAAUGAAUUAGGAGACCCACCCAUAGAGAGGGAUGUUCACAAAGCUUAUACAAUACUUGACCUUGCUGAAAACCAACGUUUACAAACCCUGGAUAUGUCUUAUUAUAGAAUACCCCUUCUCUGUGAUGAAAGCCCUACUGAAAAAGAUAUUGACCACCUAUUGGAGGUUGUAUGUAACCACUGCAAACAAGAACGUCUAAAGAACAAUACAAGUACAGCCUUCGUGUUCUUCUGUAGAACGGGGAAAAGUCGCUCAACAUUUGCCAUGGCUGUGGCUGGUCUCACAUUGUGCCAUAUGAAGGGUUUCCCAAAAGGCUCCCAGAAAGGUGAACAAGAACGAAUAAGCUGUCCAAAUGCUCAGUAUACAAAAGGAGAAUUCAUUAUUGUACAGAAGCUGGUAAGGAUGUUACCAAAUGGUCAACAAGUGAAGAGAGAAGUGGACUUCAUACUGGACGAAAUAUUCAACACAAUGACCCCUAUGAUGUUCCACAUGAGGGAAAUUAUCUUUGUUACAUAUAAUAGAUUGAAGAAAUGUGAAACUGAGCAUGCCAAGGAACAGAUACUGUGCCAGUCUAUUCUGUUCCUAGAACGCUAUGUUUACCUUAUACUGUUUAAUGCCUAUCUACACUGUGAUGCAAGCACACACUGGAAACGACCCUUCAGUAAAUGGAUGAAAGAGGUUGGAGGUCGGGCAGGUGUGUAUGAAGUUUUGGACAACCUUGGUUUUUAUGACUUUGAAGAAACACUUACAGAUUUCAGAAAGAUGUCUGUGCGAUGGAAAUACCCAGUGCCAAAUGUUAAAUGGCAAGGGGAAUUCAUUUAAAAGAACAGUAUAGAAGAUGGACUAGCUUAGAAUUUGAUAAAGUCAUAGCUGGUUUUUAUAUGUAUAUAAAUGUUCACAAUGAACUUGUACAAUGGAUAAUUUUUUUUACUUGCAAAAUUGUUUGUUUAAAUUUGCACUUUUUUGUGCCUGAAAUAAAAGGAGUUGAAAUAAUGUCCACAUUCAUAUAGUAGGUUUUCUUUUGUUGCUUUAUGAAACUAGAAUAUUAAAUAUACCUCAUUGAGAAUUCAUAUUGAGAAAUUUUCUAUAUAAUCUUAUUGUCACAAACCUGCAAAGAAAUAAGAACAAAGAAUGCAAAGAAAUAAGAACAAAGAAUGCAAAGAAAUAAGAACAAAGAAUGCAAAGAAAUAAGAACAAAGACUAUAACUUGAAAACAUAUUGAUUCUUAUCAGCAUUAAUUAUUUUCUAAUCUUUUAAACAGGGGAGAAAUAAAGCUAGGAAUACAGUGAGUGAUAUCCUUUAUAUCUCACUGGUAAAUUGAAAUGAGUCGCGUCACGACAAAACCAACAUAGUGCGUUUGCGACCAGCAUGGAUCCAGACCAGCCUGCGCAUCCGCGCAGUCUGAUCA
Molecule: messenger RNA, 2510 nt
Organism: Ruditapes philippinarum (Manila clam)
Lineage: Eukaryota; Metazoa; Mollusca; Bivalvia; Venerida; Veneridae
Product: paladin-like
Exons: 15
Coding region: 20-1924 (634 amino acids)
Source: RefSeq, a predicted model, not a curated record